Molecule: messenger RNA, 3950 nt
Organism: Larimichthys crocea (large yellow croaker)
Lineage: Eukaryota; Metazoa; Chordata; Actinopteri; Sciaenidae
Gene: msl2b
Product: MSL complex subunit 2b
Exons: 3
Coding region: 1292-3082 (596 amino acids)
Biological process (GO): protein ubiquitination
Cellular component (GO): MSL complex
Molecular function (GO): ubiquitin protein ligase activity
Source: RefSeq, a predicted model, not a curated record
CCACCAUGCUUCCACCACGGAUGGACCUUCCAUUGUGUUUUUUUAAAUUACCCGCGCUGCGUGCGUGAGUUCCCGCGAUAUUUCGGAGCGACAGCGCCCCCUUGUUUGUGUGUGAAAAAACGACGGGAGGUAUGAGGGAUACUCCGCGGCUAACGAUAGCAAAUAGGGAUUUAAUUCACUUUCGGUCCGCUGCUGGCACUCUGAGGGUCUACCGAAAGCUGCAGGCGGACGCAUUAGCACCUAAACCCUCGCUUCUCGCUGCUUACACCGGCACCGAGGCGAGCGGCGCGAACGGCAGAGCCCCGCUAAUCCCGAGAAGAGGCGGAGCGGCCUUGCUUUUGUAGCCGGCUUCCCGGUGCAGCUAAGGCGGGUUAGCACUGUCACGAGAGCCCGGUGCUCCCCCGGUGGUUUGUUUCUCUCCGCGCCGACACAAGCGUCGGAGCUUGGACAUAAUUUUUGCUGUAAUACACCCAGCCUCGCCAUCACCUAUCCGGCUUCUCGUCGACGUGCAGCUGUCGGCGUUUCUCCCCGAGGAAGGAGCUUCUCAAGACGGGGCGGCCUGUUUUGUUGUCGAGCCGCCUUGAAUCUCCGGCGAACAAUAACACAACCAUAACGAGCCUCUGUGUGUGUCUGUGUGGUUUAAUAUAACAACAAUAAGAACAAUAAUAAUAAUAAAUGCAUUGUGUGAUAACGGCUCUGGCAUGGACGUGAGAACCAGAGGCGAGCAUGCGUGCGGACUGUGGAUGUAUCGUGGCCGGGAGAGCAGCGUCGCAGAGCGGGGCACUUUGUCACGAAAGCCGCUGUUUGAGUUCCGGAGCUAAGCAGCAGCAGACGAUGCUUUGUUCAACCACAACUCACGGAUUGUAUGGAAACACACUCGGAUGAAGCUUUUUUUUAUAUAUAUAUUCAUAUAUAUUCAUUUAUACAUGUGCAUGCUCGGCCCUGCUUCUUAAUAAUCUGCAAGACUUGAGGAUGGAGGAGUGGAUGUGAUUUUUCUUGUUUUUGUUGUUGUUGUUGUUGUGGGAUGAGUAACCUGGACUGCUCCCGGCGCAGGCUGCUGUAUAUGUGAGGUUAACACCUGCACCUACUGCACCUGAAGGCGGGGCUGCACCUGCUGCACCUGCUUGCACCUUUGUGACUUUUUAACUUUAAAUACACCUUAAACCGGGGGACUGGUGGUGGUGGUGGUGGUGGUGGUGGUGGAGGUGCACACCCUCUCCUCCUCCUCCCCUCCUCCUCCCUCCUCCUCCUCCAUCCCUCCCCGGAGAGGGGGGGGGACCAGGCAGCUGAGAUGAACCCGGUGAACGCGACCUCUCUCUACGUGUCCGCGAGUCGAUCGGUGCUGCAGUGCGACCCUCGAGACCCCCGGGCCCUCGCGGAGCUCUGCAAGCUGCUGCCGUUUUUCCGCCAGUCCCUGUCCUGCCUGGUGUGCGGUAACCUCCUGCAGGACCCCAUCGCUCCCACCGACUCGUCAUGUCAGCAUUACGUCUGUCGAGGCUGUAAAGGUCAGAGGAUGCAGCUGAAGCCGUCCUGUAGCUGGUGUAAGGACUAUUCCCGCUUCGAGGAAAACCGGCAGCUCUCCUUGCUCGUCCACUGCUACAGGAAGCUCUGUCUCUACAUCACCCGCUCGCCGCUCGCCCCGCACAUAGCCAGCGCCGCCAGCGACUCGCCGGACCUCCAGGCCAUCCUCAACGAGGGCCUCACGUUGGCCGAGAGCGAGCCGGAGGCGGAGGACAUUUCGGAUUCAGUCGGCCAGUCGCAGGCGGCGUCCACCUCCGAGCCCGACGAGGGCCCGCCGACGAAGGAGCUCAAGGCGGAGGAGCCGAGCGGCGUGAGCGUGAACGGGCUGCAUGAUUGUAACGGCCUGGUCAGUUCGGACUCCCUGCAACCCGUCACCAUAGAAACAGGUGGAGGUGUUGCGAAGCAGGAGAGCUUUUCGGAGGAGAUCCCUGUGUGUGUGAGCGGGGAUGCGGGGCUUUGCGACAUCAGCACUUUCGGGGAUGACCUGAAACACGGCGGGGGGCCGUUGUUGUUAAGUGUUGAGGAGGUGCUCAGGACUCUGGAGACUGACAAUGACCCUGAACCAAACCCCCAACCGGACUGCCCCUCCUCUGUACAUCAGUCUAGUCUCAACGGGCCUCACUGCCCAUCUGACUCUUCCCGCCUCAUCCCCUCCCUCCCACCGGAGAACAGCCCUCGCCCCCUCCAACCACACACACAGCCCUCGCUUCAGCCUCCCCCUCAGCCCUCCACGGUCAUCCCCCACGUCCCCCCUCGGUACCACCGCAAGCGCUCUCGCUCGGAAAGCGACAGCGAGAAAGUGCAGCCCCUCCCCAUCUCCAGCCUCUUGCGAGGGCCUCCCCUCGGUGCCAACAGCUCCCCGCAUCACCCCAACCCCGGUGCCACAACCAAACAGGAGCCUAAGUUCCCCGCCGCCACGCCCCAUCCACACCUGGCUCCGGUGCCUAACGGCGGCCCCCCCAAGGUGGGCAAGACUGUGCUCGUCUCCAACAAGGCGUUGAAAAAGACUGUGGAGCACCAUGGGGGGCCCAAGAAGGCUUACACCAAGGCCAGGCAAGGGGCACCAAAGCCCCGUGCACAACCCCGCGACAGAGUACUCCCACACCCACAUGCGCACCCCCUGACACACCCACCCAGCCCCUCGAAGCCACUGUACAAGAAGCCCGUGGAGAAGAAGGGUUGCAAGUGUGGCCGGGCAACACAGAACCCCUCUGUGUUGACCUGCAGGGGGCAGCGCUGCCCCUGCUACUCCAACCGCAAGGCGUGUCUGGACUGUAUCUGUCGUGGCUGCCAGAACUCCUAUAUGGCCAACGGAGAGAAGAAGCUGGAGGCCUUCGCCGUGCCGGAGAAAGCCCUGGAACAGACUCGCCUCACGCUGGGCAUCAACCUCACCAGUAUCACCGCGGCGGCGCUCCGUAGCCCGACCACCAGCUCCCCCGGCAACACCCUCCUCAACGUCACCACUGCGACAGGGGCCCCCGUCACGGCCGCCUUCCUGUCGGGGACGGGACACGACAACAGGGGCUUUGACGAUUCACUGGAGAUGCGGUUUGACUGCUGAGGUCUCGCCUCCUCUCUCGUGUCCGUGGCGUUACGCACAUUCCCCACCCCUACCACCUCCACCCACCCCUUACACCCAACCUCGCAGCCCCCUCCCGCCGCCCCGCCAAGCUGGGUGUUAUCCACCCGGGGCGUGGCCAGGGACCUGCGGUGGCGGAGCCAGAACAAGGCAGCUACAGUGGUCGGGCGAUUUUAAGCGAGGGUCACUAGGAGAGUCGCCCUCCGUCCGUCGCCCGAAACUGCACCAUGCUUGCGGUCUCGCAUACAGAUGCAGCGAGAGGAAAGCGAAGAAGGAAGAGGAGAUGUAGCGUUACUGUACGUGCAGAGAUUUCAUUUCAGUGGGGAUAGAGUUUGUUUGUUUCUGUUUGUUUUCUUCUCUACUAUGGGUAAUGUGUAGAGCAUGUUGUGUAGCUACGGUGGGAGUGUUUGUGCGUGUAUGUGUGUGUGCGUGCGAGUGUGUAUGUAUGAGGGGAAGGGUUCGGUUUGGAGGUGAACGGAGACAUCAUCAUCAUCAUCAUCAUCAGAGACUGGUGUAAUUUAUAUAAAAGAAAGAACUUUUUGUACAUGGACUCAUCGGUUUCCAUCUAAGAAGACGUUUUAUGAUAUAUUUUUUAAGUUACAUUAAAAAAAAAAACGACAAACAACGGAAGCGGGUGCAGACCUGCAGUCAACCAGAAUAUUUUCACACUGGUAAAAGGUUGGAUCAUAUUUUAUAAACUCUAAAACAUUUUUUGAUACCUGUAAGAACCGGGACGUGACGGGACACCACCACCACCACCACCACCAGCCUGGUGUACGCUUCAGUUUAAACUCUGUCAGACGCCCUCACGUUAAUCUAAGAUGUUAUUAUGUACUAAAAAAAAAAAUCA